AUGCCACACGCGCCUCAACUCGAUGCGGAUCCACCACCACCAUUGGGUGCAAUUGUCUCGACAGCCCCCGGUCACACGCUGUGGGGUGUCCUUCCUCCCUCACCGGUCGAUCAGGCCGCCGCUGGGUCCCUACCCUAUCAUUGGUCCUUGACUGCGCCAACCAUCCCACCGUCGGUUGGUGACAUAGGAUCAUAUGAUCAGCUUCAUGCCGGCUUUGUUCAUCAUAACACCCACGCUUCUCUUCCGACUCCGCCACUCUUCACAGGGGCAGAAGCUCAUUCGUAUGCCGGUUUUCCCUUCGUCCAUUCGGAUGGUGGGUGUUCUCCUCUCACAGGAGAGCAACCGGUAGAUGGACCCGGUGCGCCGGAUGACCCAGGAACCUAUUUACCAUUGCUACAAGGGCCGGGAGACGCGACGCUUCUUCGAAAUCCCGCCGAUUCCAAGUUUGACCAAGUUGAGGGUUACUGCGCUUCCACUGCUGUGUUCGACUCAUACCACGCACCCACCCUUCGCCCUACAGCGAACGGCAACCCACCUGCACAGCUCAACAUUGGUGGGUUGGAGCGAUGUGGACUGUAUGCCCAAACUGCCGAGCAGCUGGGAGGUGGAGGCUGGAUUAAAGAAGAGGGUUUGGCCCCGGCCAACGGGGCUAGGGGGGAGCCCAUUCCGGCGGGACUCCUGAUGAACGUUCCCCAUGCAGACUUGGUAGAAGGACCGUCGAAACCCAUCACUGGGUUAGAGGAUGAAGGUGCGCACGACCGGAAGAAGCGGGGUAAGUUCAACGAACGGUUGCGCAGUGAGACAUCCAAAACGCGACAAAUUGGCGCCUGCAUGCGAUGUCAUAAUCAACGACUCCGCUGCGUGCCUAACGAGGGAGACCCCACAAAUCCCCUCGCACCGUGUGUGACGUGCCUCAAAGUCCACAGAAACUCUAAAAAGACCAUUCACUUUACCCCUUGUUUGCGGUUUAAGGUGACGUCGAUGGUCGUGUACCGUGCGGGCGGUUUGGGUUACACCGAACGCUUCGACCACACGAAGGUUGUGGACGUCGUCGACUACAGUGACGGCGUUAUUUACAACAUCGAGAUAACACAAGGGCUUUGUCAGUCCCCCAUGCUGCUCCAGGUCCGACGGUUUCGUCCGAGGCAAACCGACAAGACGCACUGGAGGUAUCACAUCGAUGAUGGCGCCCGCGCCCAUAAAUCCCAAGAUACCGGUGCGUUUUGUUUGGCCGACAUUGAGGAAACGGCCAAGAAGUUCAACGACUACAUCGAUUCCAAUGCUGUCGAAGGCCUGGCGGAAGCGGUGAAGGGCUCAGAUGACAUAGUCAAGGAAGUCUUUGCUAUGAUCGAGACACACUGUAACUCGCUCCCACUUGCCAAGAAAACCAAAGUCGGUCAAGGAGCAAAGGGGGCGAAGAAGCAGCCGGAUCAGAGAGAGUUUCUGCGAAAGAUGGUCCGUCUGUGGUUCGCGAUACGGCAUGGAACAGGUUCUGCAUGGCUCUGCGGCAACGAGCGUCUGGGGCUGAGCCCGAUACUUGAGCCCAACCACCCCUUUCGCGGUCGGGUUCUAGUGUCGCGGAUGAUUGUCGCCCAAUUCGACAGCAUACGGCAUGAGUUUAUUUACAAAAAGCUCGCACCAGAUGUGCUCCGGACAAUCGACGCAUUCCUCGCAUCAUCCAACAAAGAAGCCUGGUUCACCGUCUUCCUGGCCACAUUCUUGUUGCUUCAUCUGGCUGCCUGCACCUCCCAGGACCGACACCGCCAUGCCAAACAAAACUCAAGGGGGAAACGACUGGAUACACGAUACGGAAACCUCCAUGACCCCCUUACCCGUUUUGUUGAGGAGGUUCAUUAUGGUGCCGUCAUGCUCUUGGCCCACUGGCAAUACUUUAAGCGUUGUGAUCUAAUGACGUUCAAUUGGGAUAAUGUCGGAGAGUCGGCGUUGACGUCCCUUGAAGCGGAGCAAAUUGACUGCGUUAAGCGCGUUGUGGCGCGUCUUAAGGAAAGAUUGCCCUCCAUUCCUACCACACCAGCUGGAGGCUGUUGGGAGCAUGAGCUCUUCUGGGUUUCCAAGAUGUUUGUUUCCGGCCCGUCCUCGAAGGCUGAUUGGACACCACCGGAGAUAUUUACACGGGCCAAACCCAGUGUUGGCAGGGAAUGA
Molecule: messenger RNA, 2163 nt
Organism: Chaetomium fimeti
Lineage: Eukaryota; Fungi; Ascomycota; Sordariomycetes; Sordariales; Chaetomiaceae
Exons: 6
Coding region: 1-2163 (720 amino acids)
Source: RefSeq, a predicted model, not a curated record